UCCGGGGCUGCACCGCCUGUCGGAGACCGGGACGCCGCGCCCCGGCUGGGCUGGGGGUGGAGGGCGCAGGUACGCCGCGCGGCGAUGGCUCCGCAGGGAUUCCCGGGCUCUUCCGUCCUCGCCGCGGCUGUCUUGGUGGGAGGCGCCGUCACUUCGCCCUUGGUGGCCCCUGGUGAUGGGGGAGGCCACACACUGCACUCCAGAACAGAGACAACGCCAUCUCCCACAAACAAUGUGGGGCACCCCGAAUACUUCGCAUAUGCACUUGUCCCCGUGUUCUUUAUCAUGGGUCUCUUCGGGGUCCUCAUCUGUCACCUGCUCAAGAAGAAAGGCUACCGGUGUACCACAGAGGCGGAGCAAGAAGAGGAGGAAAAGGUUGAGAAGAUAGAACUCAACGACACUGUCAAUGAGAACAGUGACACCGUGGGCCAGAUCAUCCACUACAUCAUGAAAAACGAAGCUAAUGCUGAUGUUUUGAAGGCCAUGGUAGCAGAUAAUAGCGUGUGUGACCCUGAAAGCCCUGGGACGCCCAGUACUCCCGGGAGCCCGCCUGUGAGUCCUGGGCCCUUGUCUCCAGGGUCCACCCCAGGAAAGCACGUCUGUGGCCACCACCUGCACACUGUGGGCGGCGUAGUUGAGAAGGAUGUGUGUAACCGGUGUCGGCACAAGCGGUGGCACUUCAUCAGACCAGUGGCCAAAGCCAAAGAAAACCGUCUACGGCGCCAGGGUGAGGUGACGGUGCUCUCGGUGGGCAGGUUCCGAGUCACCAAAGUAGAGCACAAGGGUAACCAGAAAGAGCGGAGAAGCCUGAUGUCUAUCAGCGGGGCAGAGGGCAUCAAUGGGGAAGUGCCUGUGACACCUGUGAAGAGAGAGCGAAGUGGCACUGAGUAGCAGGAUGGACUUUAUUUGAAGAAUUCUCAGAGUCUGAAAACUCAUGAGCUAUGAAGUUGCCUAGGGAAUAUUUUUUCUACCUUUUGUAUAGUUUCUUUCGUGGAGUCAUGUGGACGGAAGCCGAGAGGGAGUCUUUGUUAAGCUGGAUACUCGGAAGCAGUUUUGCUGGCUGGAAAAGCUCUUUCUUGAUCUUUGCAGCCACUGCUGGUCAUUCCCUUCAUAGUUGUUCCCCCAACCCUAUCCCUCUUGGGCUUGGGGUACACACUGCAACUCUUCACUGUGUACAGAGGAACUAUUUGUAUGUGUACAGUCUGAGUUAAUGCUUUGUGUGUGCGUGUGUAUGUAUAUAUAUGCGUGUGUCUGUGUCCAACCUUCACAUUCCAGUUUGCUGGAGAGUUUCAAGGGAUCCUCUUAUAGUUUAACUGUUACAAAUGUCAGAGGAGACUCUUAGGUGGUGAAAGGCUGAGGUGCCAGAUUCUGGAUCUCAGGAGUCCAGAGUGACAGUACAACCUGGAGAGCACUUCUUGCCUUGCACAUGUCUGACCCAGGUUCAGAUUCCAAGCCCGGCAUCCCACAUGGUCCCCUGAGUACUGCCAGGAGUGAUACCUGAGAUUAGAGCCAGAAGUAAACCCUGAGCACUCUUGGGCCCAAAACUCAGUGACUCCAAAACGAAAGAAAACAUAAAAAUGAAUCCAACCUUAUCUGCUGUCAACAUGGCAUUCCCAGGCCACUUAAGUGUUGUUAUUAUUUAAAACUCAAACUAAGCAAUUCUUAGUCAUGGAAUCAAGAUAGGAAAAUGGCUUCAGCUGCGCUCCCUCCCCUGUCACACACGCACACAUAUUUACUGUCUUGGUUGUCACUGUCAGCCCUCAGCCAGUCAGGCAAGUGCUGGUAGGCAGGUUUCAAAAGGCAAAAGAACACUGCUUUCUUUCAAGUCACUUACAAAACACUUUGACAACCCCAAGCCCAAACAGAACCCCAAACCUCCACCUCUGGGGAAAGAUGUGAUCUCUGCCAUGCUUUCCUUGGCAUACUCCUUCCUGGUUUUCCUUCUUGAAACCUAAAUGUGUGUCAUUAAAUACUCCUGAUGGUUGCCUACUCCUGUGGGCCCAGAAAAAAAAAUCUAUUUGUUUCUUUUUUGGUAUAACUUCACAGUUUAUGAAACACUGAAAAGGAUUCAGAAGUAAAGAUCUUAAUGCCCUGAUGGUAGUUUGGGACCGAGAGGUACACAAGGGGUACAGGGUCGAGCUCCAGGGAAUUCUGAUUCUGGUGAGGCCCAGGUGAGAGAGUUGGGGUGGGACCUUGGGUACUUCUUUCUCAUAGACAAAAAGGCAUCUUUUCUCAUGUGACUUCCAAAAAACAAUUUUUACAAACAUGACCGUCAAAGUAUUUUCUGUCAAUAGACUCAUUCCAUUCUGUUUCCACCACCUACUUAGAAACGUCUACCAGUAGUUGAGUCUCUUGUGAAUGCUUCCGAGGACUGAAAGGUGUAUGUACAUGUAUAUAGUUGCAUCCUAUCCAUAGCAGACUAGAAGAAGUCAUUGUUGAGAUGAAUGUUAUUGAGGUCCAGCAAGUAGCAACACAGGGAUUUUGGUGUGUGUGUGUGUGUGUGUAUUAAUGGGGGGGCUGGGGAGACUUUAAACAUUGGCUCUCAAAAUGUUGAGGGGUGAACUGUAAGCUAUUCUUCAGCUUUAAUUAUUUUAAAAUUUUAUUAAGGUUAGAGCACUUUGUUUAACUAGCAAUACAACAGGCAAGAAAAUACUCAAAGAUAUUUAAAAAAAAAGAACGGUAUUUAUGCCAAGAGUGCUUAAAUAUUUAAAUAUUUUCUAAUACUUGAGCAAUUUUUGUCUGGCUAGCUUCCAAUAUGCCAAAAGCUAAGCAUUGACUAUUUUCGACACAUAAGCUUUUUACUGGUUUCUACUCUCCACUAAGAAUACUUAAGUGUUCCCCAAAGCAAUGGAUGUUUACAAGCUCGUGUGCAUGGGACCUGCACCACACUUCCUACCUAUGUGAAACUCUAACCACGGCCUUCUGGCCCGUGAGACGCAGCAGUUAGCCACCAUCUUGUUGUACAAAUUUGUAAAGGAAAAACUGUCGGCAUUUUUUCAGUGUCAAAUGUAUUUUUAACUGUCUGGUUUGUACUUUUCCGACUUUUGUACCUACCAAAGCAGAGUUAAAAAUAAAAAUGUUACAAUACA
This is a messenger RNA of Suncus etruscus (white-toothed pygmy shrew), 3089 nucleotides long. It is a transcript of the gene RELL1, whose product is annotated as RELT like 1. NCBI's taxonomy places the organism in Eukaryota, Metazoa, Chordata, Mammalia, Eulipotyphla, Soricidae. The coding region runs from base 85 to 891 and encodes 268 amino acids. The transcript is spliced from 7 exons. Gene Ontology annotation, cellular component: plasma membrane. Gene Ontology annotation, biological process: positive regulation of p38MAPK cascade. The record is from RefSeq and is a predicted model, not a curated record.